AUGUUUCGAAAUCAAUACGACAAUGACGUUUCGACCUGGUCACCACAAGGCCGCAUCCAUCAAGUUGAGUAUGCUGUUGAAGCUGUCAAGCAAGGUUCAGCUGCUAUUGGCUUGAGGAGUAACGAAUACGCUAUCUUGUUGGGUCUCAAGCGUUCAUCGGGUGAUUUGGCAUCGUACCAGAAAAAGUUAAUCAAGGUGGAUGAUCAUAUGGGUAUUGCUAUUGCUGGUUUGACAUCAGACGCUCGUGUCUUAAGCAAUUUCAUGCGUACCGAAGCAAUGCGUUCCAAGAUGUUGUACGAUCGACCCCUUCCUGUUCAAAGAAUCGUUACUACCAUUGCAGACAAGGCUCAAAUCAAUACACAGCAAUAUGGCCGUCGACCUUAUGGUGUGGGAUUAUUGGUUGCUGGUUACGAUGAAACGGGUCCACACUUGUUUGAGGCAUCUCCUUCCGGUACUUGCUUUGAAUACUUUGCCAUGUCGAUUGGUGCUCGUUCUCAAUCUGCCAAGACCUAUCUCGAAAAGAGCUAUGAGCAAUUUGCUGAAGCUUCUUUGGAAGAACUUGUGCGACACGGCUUGUUGGCAUUGCGUGAUACUUUGCAACAGGAUAAAGAACUCAACAUUCACAACACUUCACUCGCUAUUGUUGGCAAGGACAAGAAAUUCCAAAUCAUCGAAGGAGAGGAUCUGCAGCCAUAUCUUGAAAUGUUGGGUGACGAAUCGGCAAGAUCUCGACGCAGUGGUACCACAGCAGCACAGCAAUCGACUACUACUACUACUACAGAAAACAGUGAUGUUGCACCUAUGGAUACUGAUGCAUGA
Molecule: messenger RNA, 819 nt
Organism: Lichtheimia ornata
Lineage: Eukaryota; Fungi; Mucoromycota; Mucoromycetes; Mucorales; Lichtheimiaceae
Exons: 7
Coding region: 1-819 (272 amino acids)
Biological process (GO): ubiquitin-dependent protein catabolic process
Cellular component (GO): nucleus; proteasome core complex, alpha-subunit complex; proteasome core complex
Source: RefSeq, a predicted model, not a curated record